Molecule: messenger RNA, 1395 nt
Organism: Aspergillus ibericus CBS 121593
Lineage: Eukaryota; Fungi; Ascomycota; Eurotiomycetes; Eurotiales; Aspergillaceae
Product: serine/threonine-protein kinase ppk23
Exons: 3
Coding region: 1-1395 (464 amino acids)
Biological process (GO): regulation of mitotic cell cycle; protein phosphorylation
Cellular component (GO): nucleus
Molecular function (GO): cyclin-dependent protein serine/threonine kinase activity; ATP binding
Source: RefSeq, a predicted model, not a curated record
AUGUCCUCCAAAUCCCGAUGGGCCACGGACGACGACCCCGAAACGGAAGCCAUUCUCGCCCAGCGCAAGCGGGAGAAGGAAGAACAGCGACGCGCCAAAGCCGAGAAACAGCGCCAGCUCGACGAGCAACAAGCUCAAGCUUCAGCUUCUGACUCCCAACCACAAGACCCAGACACAACUGCCCCGCCUAAGAAGCGUCGCCGACUCUCCAACGACCACAACGAAGACCAACCAAUACCCACCGCCAACAAUGAACCCAACAUCCUAUCCUUCCCAGCCCAAGAAUGGGGACCCUGUCGCAACAUCGCCAACUUCGAGCGCCUCAACCACAUCGAAGAAGGCUCCUACGGCUAUGUCAGCCGCGCCAAAGACAUAAACACCGGCGAAGUGGUCGCACUCAAGAAACUCAAGAUGGACAACUCCCCCGACGGAUUCCCCGUCACCGGUCUCCGCGAGAUCCAAACUCUCCUCGAAGCCCGACAUCAGAAUAUAGUCUACCUCCGAGAGGUAGUAAUGGGUACGAAAAUGGAUGAAGUCUACCUAGUAAUGGACUUUCUCGAACACGACCUUAAGACCCUCCUCGACGACAUGAGCGAGCCCUUCCUCCCUUCCGAAAUCAAAACCAUUCUUCUCCAAGUCCUCUCCGGUCUCGACUUCCUCCACGACCAAUGGAUCAUGCAUCGCGACCUCAAAACCUCCAACCUCCUCCUUAACAACCGCGGCGAAGUCAAGAUCGCCGACUUCGGCAUGGCCCGGUACUACGGCGACCCGCCACCGAAGUUGACGCAGCUGGUCGUGACGCUCUGGUACCGAUCACCGGAGUUGUUACUAGGGGCAGAAAAAUACAGCACCGAGAUUGAUAUGUGGAGUAUAGGAUGUAUAUUUGGAGAAUUGUUGACCAAGGAGCCCUUACUACAGGGGAAGAACGAGGUGGAUCAGGUGUCCAAGAUAUUCGCUUUGACGGGCCCCCCCACGCAGCAGACCUGGCCCGAGUUCAGAUCGCUGCCGAAUGCCAAGUCGCUGCGUUUGCCGCCUACGUCCUCGGCACCAACGGGAACCCCCCCUCUACUUUCGAGGGCCAAGUUCCCUUUCCUGACGAAUGCGGGUCUGCACCUGUUGUCAUCGCUGCUGGCCCUGAAUCCGAGUACGCGAUUGUCGACGAAAGAGUGUCUCGCUCAUCGUUACUUCCGGGAGGAUCCUCGUCCCAAGCCCAAGGAAAUGUUCCCGACGUUUCCAUCCAAGGCGGGCAUGGAGAAGCGGAGACGCCGGGAGACUCCUGAGGCGCCGAAGCGAGGACAGGAGGCUCCCAAGCUGGACUUUGCGAGUGUGUUCGGUGGCCAGAGCAGCGGUGAUACCGGGGAACAGGGCGCCGGAUUUACCUUACGUCUUGGCUAA